This is a messenger RNA of Stegastes partitus (bicolor damselfish), 2310 nucleotides long. Its product is annotated as probable G-protein coupled receptor 149. Gene Ontology annotation, biological process: neuropeptide signaling pathway. The coding region runs from base 1 to 2310 and encodes 769 amino acids. The record is from RefSeq and is a predicted model, not a curated record. Gene Ontology annotation, cellular component: neuron projection; plasma membrane. Lineage: Eukaryota; Metazoa; Chordata; Actinopteri; Pomacentridae. Gene Ontology annotation, molecular function: G protein-coupled receptor activity; neuropeptide binding. The transcript is spliced from 5 exons.
AUGUCCACGACGCACCACAGCUCUCCGGCGCCCAACCAGAGCUACCUUUCCACGGCCACCUACGACACGACGGACCCCUCCGAGAUGGAGAGGCAAGUCCGCCUGCUGCUCUUCGCUCUGUGCGUAACCAUCGCCGCCGUCACCUUGGUCGGAGGUGUGUAUUCGCUGCUCUCCCUCCUCCGGAUGAGGAGAAAAACCUCCCUGUGUGUCAUCGUGGCUUCCAUGUCGGUGGACGACCUGCUCAGCGUGGUGCCCCUCUCCCUCUUCAUGCUCCUGCAGUGGGAGACGGACGGAGGUGAGGGGUCGGGCAGCCUGUGCACUUUAUCCGGACUUCUUUACGUGUUCCAGGGUGUUUCCAGCAAUAUGAAGGCUUGCCUCAUAGCAGCCUACACUUUUUAUGUCACCAAGAGAUUCGGGGUGCUCCAGUCCGUGCGCCGGCCCCUCAGAGUGAUGUGGGCCAUCGCCGGUGUGUGGGCAGUGAGCCUGACCGUCAGCGUGCUGCCUCUGUGCGGAUGGGGCAGCUUCACGUCGGCCUCUCUCGGGUGUUUCCCGGAGAGCGACAGUUUUUACAUCCUGCUGCUCUUCUCUUUAUAUUUCCUGUGCUUUUGCGGCUUGCUGUUUUUCUUCAUCCCUCUCACCUACCAGCUGCUGUGCUCCAGAGAGCCCCAGAGGACUUUGCUGUACCCGAGCUACCUGGAGAUGGCGAGGGGGCUGAGCGGCUCCGCGCCCCUCUGUGACCUCCAGUCCUUUUCCCGGGACAGCUUGAACAAAAGUUUCGGUGCGUACAACGAGCUGAGCCCAAGUUCGUGCGGGACAGAGCUCAGGGACAAAGAGGCCGGCGGUCUGUCCCCGGUGUGCGUCAGUGGACCCAGGACAGCGGCCGUGGGGGACACCCCAGUGGUGUUUGCGCAAAAGCGCUUCUCCAUGAUCCUGGCGGUCGUCCGAGUUGUUCUGUGGAUGCCAAUGAUGACUUUGGUGCUGGUGCGCCACGCAGUGAACGCACGCAGCUCCUCCCUGGAGACCCUGAGCUUCUUUCUCACUCUGCUCGCCCCUGCGGUCACUCCGUUGUUCGUGCUGUCUGAGCGCUGGAUCCACAUGCCGUGCGGCUGCUUCAUUAACUGCAAACGGGAUCCAGCGCAGGAACCCUCAGCGAUGAAAAGAAGAUUUGAGUUCAACCUCUCCUUCCAACAAGGCUAUGGAGUGUACAAGUUGUCGCACGCCACCAUGUCUCAUAGCAGUCCUCCUAUUGAGAAGCCUGCCUACCACAGCCUUUUCAACUGUGACUUCCCUAACGCCCGCCUUGAUGCACUAGAAAGUGGUGGGUUCUCCAGCAUGGGGCCCAAUUUUGAUUUCAGCACCACGUGCCCAGUGGACAGCUCCUCUCACGCGGACCUUCUGUUGGAAGCGGUGGCCGGCGGAGGCGAAGCUCUGGCCGACUGUCCUCCGCUCCCCCACGAGAACCACGGGGACGACGAGGAGUUCCGCUGUGGUCCUUCGCUGCUUUCCCAUCACCGGGAGGACGAUCACAACCUCACCGACACGUCGUCGGUGUUCGAGGGGCCGGAGAGGAGGCUGUCGCACGAGGAGUGUCGCAAAAUCGAGCUGACUGACUGGGAGUGGUGCAGGAGUAAAUCAGAGAGGACGCCCAGACAGCGGUCAUCGGGUGGUCUGUCGAUCCCCCUGUGCGCUUUUCAAGGAACUGUAUCUCUGCAAGCACCCACGGGGAAGACACUGUCUCUCUCCACCUACGAGGUCAGCAGCGACGGCCUCAAAAUCUCCCCCAACAAUGCCAAGAAGGUGGAGGUAUAUCGCUCAAAGUCAGUUGGCCACGAGCCAAGUGCAGACGACCCGGCAUCGGGAGGCCAAGCUGGAGACGUGAACGUGAGCCGCGUUGGGAUGGGCAUGGAGAUCGGAAUGGGGAUGGGCAUGGGAGCCGGCGUGGGAGACACCAACGUCAAAAUCCACCUUGAGGUUCUGGAGAUCUGUGACAACGAAGAGGCCAUGGACAGCGUGUCCAUCAUCUCCAACAUCAGCCAGUCCUCCACCCACGCCCGCUCGCCCUCGCUGCGCUACUCGCGAAGGGAGAACCGCUUCGUCUCCUGCGACCUGGGCGAGACCGCCUCCUACUCGCUGCUCAUCCCCAGCAGCGGCAACACCGAAGCAGAGACCAUCAAUAUCACUAUACCCGACACCGUGGAAGCUCAUCGGCAGAACAGCCGCCGACAGACACAGGAGAGCUCGGGGUAUCACGAGGAGAUACAGCUGCUCAAUGAGGCCUACAGAAAGCAAGCCGGGGAGAGGGAAGAGUGA